Molecule: messenger RNA, 2090 nt
Organism: Clarias gariepinus (North African catfish)
Lineage: Eukaryota; Metazoa; Chordata; Actinopteri; Siluriformes; Clariidae
Exons: 9
Coding region: 50-1105 (351 amino acids)
Source: RefSeq, a predicted model, not a curated record
AAAGGCUUGAUCUCUAUGGUAGACACAGUGUACUGAGGAAGUCUGAAUAAUGGCACAGUGCAGGAUUAUUUCUUACCACUUAAUCUUUCUCCUAAUUUUGUCCACAACAGAAUGCAUGACAGAAGGGUGUAACAAAUCAAACACUGUUGCAGUGCUAAAUUCAGAAGUUACACUUGCAUGCCCUUCAUCACAAACAUCUGAAGUAAUUUGGGAAAUUCUUCAAGGUGGAAGCAAAGAAAGAAUUGUAACCAACUGCUCAUCAUCCUGCACCACAGAAGGCAAUAACAAUGGAGCACAGCAACGUCUGUGUGUAAUGAGAACAGGGCAGGAUUCACAAAAAGGGAUUGGAUCACUGACCAUAAGACCUGUGGAAAGGGGAGAUGGAGUUUGGUAUCGAUGUACAGUGCAGGGCGGAACUAAUUCAUCUUGUUCUGAAGUAAAAGUUGUUGUCAAAGAUGAGCCUCAACUUGGUUCUAUUAAAGAAUGCGGAUCCACUGAACGAUAUGAAGCACUGCUGAACUCAACAUAUUCACUUCAGUGCCCUCUGGCCAAUUCGCAUUUUGGUAACCUACAGUUAAUCUGGGGGACUGUUGAAGGACAUCAGACUGUUCCUAUAACACGCUGCCCCGCAUAUUGUACCUCCAGUGUGCCCGGGAGACCACUAUGUGACAGAACAAAUACAACGGACAAUGGGAAAAAGUUAAUCAUCAGUCCUGUGGAAUCCACAGAUUCCAAGUGGUUCUGGUGUGCCCUUUCCAAUUCCACACCAUGUUAUCAAUUUAGGCUUAUUGUCAAAGAUACUGCUUCUCCUAAUCAGAUACAUAAAGAUGAAGGUGCAACACAAAGCUCAAUCAAAACAGAUGCUAGCAGUGAUCGAGUAGUCAGUUCUCAUACUACAGUGAUAAUGAUAAGCUCAGCAAUGUGUGUUUUCCUCAUUGUGGCCACACUCGGUGGAGUAUACGUCUGUUUCAAAAUGAAAAGUGCAAAUACAGCUGAACCUGAGAAUCCUUAUGAAGAUUUUAAAGACAUUCUUCACAAUGACACUUUGCAGUAUACUUUUAUAAGGAACGUGCCUGAAACAACCUACACCUUUAAGGGCAAAUGAGAAGAACCAUUCAGACAACUCAAAUAUCCUAUUCUAUUCUUUAAACAUGAUCAUGUCUGUUCAAAAUUUAGUUGUGCCACUAAUGUCAUUUCACUGCUAUAUGUAAAAAAUAUAUACCAACCAGAUUACAUGUACAUUAUCCAAAUAAAAUGUUAUUGUUGAUUUUACAUGUAAAUAUUGGUGUUGUGAUUUUAUACUGGAUUUUCAACCUAGUGGUUAGCACUGUCACCUCACACCUCCAAGGCUUUGAGGUUUGAAUCUCUGGUUCUUUGUGCAUAAAAUUUGCAUGUUCUCUCUGUGCUUAAUGGAUUUCCCCUGAGUACUUUUAAUCUUUAUGGUAUUUUUUUAUUAUUAAAAUGUAUUAUAAAAACAAAACUUGCAUUUCAACAAGAAAAUGACCCAAAGCAUACUGCCAUUAAAAACACACAUGAGUGGCUUCAGAACAACUCUGUGUACAGUAAGUCCUGGAGUCCAGACCUGAACCCAAUAGAGCAUCUCAUCCCAAUAGCUGUGAACAUCCACCCUGGUUGAGCUUGAAUGAUUUUGUAAAAAAAAAAAAAAAAACAUGGAAGAAACUUUCAAAAGAAAGUUUUGCCAAGCAUGUAGCAUUAUUUUCAAGCACACUUUUGGCAGACAUUUCUGCAAAAGGUGCUUUAACCAAGGACUGAGUGCCGAAUGAUUGCAACUUGCUCCUGGCAGGUUUCCCUUUCCAUGCUGGUCUUAGAAAAGCAGUUGCUCAAUCUGCAAAGGGUUAUUAAACCAUUUCCAAACAAUUUUGAGAUCAACAUUCUAUAGUGACAACAGUUUCUCACAAAUGGAAAGCAUUAAAGUUGUCAAUCUUACUUGGAGUGGAGUGGUUUCUCAGAAGUUGCUGAGUAACUCAAUAGUUAGGAUAUAAUCACAAUUUGAUGCUGAAGAGAAGAAGUUCAUAUCAGCACAAGGCUUAUGAUCAAAAUUGUACUUUGCAGUUAAAUAUAGUGUACAU